Molecule: messenger RNA, 5210 nt
Organism: Ictalurus furcatus (blue catfish)
Lineage: Eukaryota; Metazoa; Chordata; Actinopteri; Siluriformes; Ictaluridae
Exons: 1
Coding region: 1171-2091 (306 amino acids)
Source: RefSeq, a predicted model, not a curated record
AGGCAAUAACCGUGUUUACAGGAGGAGAGAUGCAGCCAAAUCAUCCAAUAUAGCAGUGCAGGGAUGACGUCAUUUUGUACCGGAACCCGGAAGUUAGCAUCACACUGGUUCCCUCGAUAAAAACCCAAUAGGAUUUUCCUAUAGGCUUUUGGAUUAUUGCAAAAAAUAAGCACUGUGAUCAACAAAAGUUUACAAUACUAGCACGUUUUGUCCAUCAAGAUAAUUUUCACAAAUGAACACAACUUUUAUGAAGUUUGAAGCCUAAACAUAAUCGCCAGAAAUAAAAAGCUAACCAAAUGCUAUAAACAAACUACACCAUGGUCGCUCGACUUCAACGUCACCAUCACCAAGCUUCCGACAACUUUUCCAAACUUAAAAACAUUUUCCAUAAUACGUAUUUACUCUGUGGAUGAAUUUUCAUCCACGUUUUUUGGGGAAUUGUGCACAGCAUACCUGAACCAGUUUAUCUGCAAAGACUUUUCCUGUUCGGCAUGAUGACAUUUAAUGUCCCCGACAACGUCUGUAGUCCCAUUUAGCAAGUUGUUAGCGUCAUGAUUUCCCCUCGCGCAAGUGCUAGAGUACGAAGCGCGAUGCUAACUCGUUUCCGGGUUUUGGCAUACAAAAAUGAUGUCAUUCCUGCACCACUCUCUAGUGAUUGGCUGUAAGUUUAGAAAGCGCUUGAUUUGAUAUGCAGCACAGUUUUCUAUGAACGUAGGACGAACUUUAAAUGUCAGUAUCGCAGUCGAUGAUGUUCAUGUAAUCAUGGCCAGUCAAAAUCGUAAUCGACAUCGAUAUUCGAUUAAUUGUGCAGCCCUACUUUGUAAUGGGCUAGCACCCCAUUUAAUGUUUAUUCUUGCACUGUGCCCAGUGUUUUCAGAGAAAACUCUGGAUCCACUCAGAUAGUUAUCUUCACUUUUGUUUUGUUUUUUUUCUAAAGUGAGAUGUCUAAAUUUACAGUAGAAAAGGUCCCUGAUAAUUUUUUUUUGUUUGCUAUUAUAAAAGCGGUCAGAUCCGAGGCGCAGGUGCUCCUACUGAUCAGUCAUGCAUUGUUCAAUCAGACCCAUACUAUCAAACAAUUCAUAACAUUCAUAAGAUUUGUUUACUGCUGCAAGACAAGAAAUUUUAGAUAUCCGCCUGUGUAAGACACCUAGGCAUGUUCUAAAUGAUUUUAUGGAAAUUUAUGGAAAUAGGUGGUUUGCAUCAGAAAAAAUUAAAGACAAUUAUUCUGAAUUAUUAUCCACUGUAAUUAUGUAUACUAGUGAUGAAUGUUCCGGAUGCCUUGGAUUCUUUGCCACUUUCCUGUUAAUCCACCCAGAGCAAGUCUUUCCAAAUUCCACUACUAUACGCCCUAUUGGCGUGGUGGUGAAAGAUCAGGUAGUAAAAUGGGAUCACCUUAUUGGAUACAUGACCUUAAUGGGUUCUGAGACCUUGUUUACCAGUCACACCUGUUGUCAUGAAACGCAUAACUAUGUUGUGUGUACCUGUAACACAUUACAACCCUUUUCUCCCAAUGACACAAAUAUUCAGUCAUUGCAUGGCCAUUCUGAUGCAAUCCAGGUGUCAAAUACCCAGUGGUGUGUCGUAAGUGAAAUUAAUUCCUUCACCUAUGGAGGACUGAUCUGUCCUGCCAAUCACUCCUUUUGCUUGGAGGUAACAGAGGAUUUUUCUGUGGGUCAGAGCAGCAUUCUAGGAAGGAUACCAUUGGCCACUGAAAUUUCCCCUUGGUGGGAUGACACAUUUUACGAGCACAGUGCACAAACUGUAGUGGACACAAUGGACUUGGCACAAAGAAUGGUUUUGCAGAUGGAAUAUCACCUGUCCCAGGCACAGAUAGAGACAAAUCUGGCAAAAAGGACUACACAAAUCCUCUCCAGUUCAUCUAUAUGCUCAGCUUUAUAUGUCUAUACAUGGUGGGACUGGAUAUUUCGGGGAUGUGCAAUUGGCAGUGCCCUCAACUUUGCCUUCACACUGUUCCAGAGCUGCUGCCUCAGAUGCCUCAUCAGAUCCUUACGGACAUCAGCCGAUACAGCACUGGCUCUCAGCCCACUACGACUAAAAAAGACUGAAUUGAUGAUCAUCAACAGAAAUUAAACACCACGUACACCGAAUAUAAUGACCCCGCAAGGACUCUUGUGAACAGCCACAGGUCCAAGGGGGGGGAAACUGUAAGGCUGGUGACAAGCUGUCUGAACCUUGAGAGAACUGCUCUCUGAGGAAAAAGGACUCUCACAGGAAUUAACACUCGAUCUCUUUCCCACAGAAUUAGCAUCCUCACCUGAGAUAGCACAUCAUGCUGAAGUGGAGACUGGAAGAUCCUCACUUCCUCUCUCCCCACACCCUUCUCUUUCUCUGUAUUGAUAUCACAUUAAAAAUUAGCAUCUCCAUCAGAAAUAGCACAUUAUACUGAAUGAAGACUAGGAGAUCGUCACUACAAUGUUUCCUUCUUCCUCUCCUCACACCCUACACUAUCUGUGUCAAGAUCACCUUAAACACACCCAAGGUCUAUAUGCAUUAUGUUUUCUAUAUGCACAUGUUUUAAUGCAAAUAAGAUGUAGACUAUACAGGUUUGCUGUAUUAUACAAAAAGUCUCAGGGCAUCUGGAAAAUAUGGUCUCAUUCCCUCAACAGCAGUUCAAAUUAAAAUAUUGCAUGCCGUUAAAGGCAUAUUUACCCAAGGUCCCUCACUCAAAUUACCUCCUGUAUGUAAAUAAGGUACAUCCGUCCACAAACAUCAAAUGGUCAUCACAAACACCAUUUGGUAGACCACAGAGCAUCUGGGUAUUUAGGGGAGAGCUGGCCAAAGAUUCAGGGAAUCUGUAGACAGAUCUCCCACACGAUCACGGUGUGUAGUUUUUCUCUAAAAGGUAUGCAAGUUUUGACCUUGUUAUGUUGUAUUAUAUUUUGAAUUUGAUUGCAAUGUAAUGUUGAAUGUAAAUUCUUUCUUUUUAUUAUUAGUAGUCUUGGAUUUGGAUGUGUUCAUACCUGCUUAAAUAUAUUAUUAGACUUGAUAAUAUUCUGACUUAUUCUGAAAUUAUUGUCUCUAGUAGAUUACUUUAAGUCCUUGUUACCGCAAAUCUGCGACCAGGUUAGUACAGGCUAAAAUCCAGGUUUAGGUGGAGCAUCGGGGCACGCCAACUGAGAUUUUAGAGUCCAGGCUAAUAACUUGGCGUUAAGUGUACAGGCUCGAUAGGGAAUUUCCUUUUAGGACAAUGUAAAGUUGUCAUGUCUAAAUAGGGUGAAGUCUAAACAUUUGGUUAUUGUAAUAUUCUUCUAGUUAAUGUGUACAUAGGAAAUUAUGGCAUGAUUAUAUAAAGCUAAUUUUACUCGGAUAUUACUGGUUUAUCUCUGUAGAUUGUCAUGACCUCUGGCUAGGAAUAAAGUUACUAUAAUUAAGUGUUACUAUCUAAAGGGACUAAAUAAAAAGUACUUUUUAGAAAAGGGCAAGCAUGGGCAGCCAUCUAAAUAGUAUUAGUCAAUUACUCCCGCCUAAUGACCAACACUGGGGAGUUUGUGACCAUGAGAUCUGCGUACAUGGCCGGUGCAAGAGCGACAUGGAAUCCGAAUGAACAAGCACAAUUUAAAGUAUAGAAUAAACUAGAAUUAAUCAAAUGUAAAAAAUCAAAAGUAUCAAAAUACAAAUAACUAGAAAACAAAUACAACAUUGAGGUUUUUACAGUUGGAGUCAGAUUUAAUUUAAGAGACAGUCAAACAGAAUUGGAAUGACAAAUUUAAUAAUCUAAAUGUAUUCAUAUCGCUUCAAAAAGACAGAAACACGUGGGAAUCCUUCUACCAUGUCAUUGGAUACCGUUGUUGGACCAGUGAGUGGACCCCUACAACCUCUUGAUCUGUUUAAAAAUAUUUUAAAGUCUGUUUUUACAGAACAAUGUCAAUGUUUUAAGUAGCUGUGUAUGAUUUGCGUUGUUUAUUAGAUUUUGGUGUUUUGUGUUUGUUUAUUGUGUGUUUUUAUGUACUUUUGUAAUUUUUGUUUGCUAGCCAUCUUGAGCAGGUCUCGCUGGUAGAAGAGAUACAGUAUCUCAAAGACACCUUCCUGGCUAAAUAAAAAUAAUAAAUAAAUAAAAAUGAACACUAGCAUUUUUUAAUAAUCAGAGGUAUAAGCCGUUUCCCAGUCGAUGGCACAUGAUAUCAAUCGCACGUAAUACGACGCCGCUAACUCUAGCAGAAUACCCAGAGUCAACUAAAAUAAAUUUCUUCAGUUUCUUCACCUUUUGUGCCCAACAUGACAAUUAGGCAAAGGCAUAAUCGUCAAGUGACAGUGGGAAAAAAGUUUGCAACCAACUAAGGCAUGGGAGCAUUUUAUAUUAAACACCGCAAAAAAGACUGCAACCUGCAAACGUGGCAAAGCGGAGCUUGUUUAUCAUGGAAGCACGACAGUGAUGCAUGAGCGCAAACUUAGGUACAUAUUCAAACAAAGGACUGCAGUUUUUUUUUAAAUCAGUGCUUCUUUGUGCAUAUAUACACAUAUAUAUUCCUAUAUACAGACAUUAUACACACACACACAUAAAAAAAAAAUAUAUAUAUAUCUCAAUCAAUCACACACACACACACACACACACACACACACACACACACACACACAGUGGGGGAAAUAAGUAUUGGACAUGUCAACAUUUUUUUUAGUAAAUACAUUUCCAAUGAGGCUAUUCACAUGAAAUUUUCACAAGACUUUGGUAUUAACUCAAGAAAUCCACACAUAUAAAGAAAUCCAAACAUUAAAGUCCAUAAAUGAAGUUAUGUGUAAUGAAGCAGAAUGACACAGGAAAAAUGUAUUAAACACACUAACUGAAAUUUAUUUAAUACUUAGAUUAGAAGCCUUUGUUUGUAAUGACAGCUUCAAGACACUUCCUGCAUGAAGAGAUUAAUCGGCCACAGUAUUCAGGUGUGAUUGUGGCCCAUUCGUCUAAAUAUAUUGUCUUUAAAUCUUGUUCAAUUGGAUUCAAAUCAGUUGAUUGACCGGGCCAUUCUAACACCUUGAUUUUUUUCUCUGAAACCAAUUCAGUAUUUCCUUUGCUGUAUGCUUUGGAUCGUUGUCCUGCUGGAAGGUCCACCCACGUCUCAUCAUUCUGGUGGAUGGCAGCAGAUUCUUCUCAAGAAUCUGUCUUACCAAUACUAUAUGAUGAAAAAAAGCCCCACACCAUGAUGCUUCCACCUCCAAACUUCACUGUUGGUAUAGUCUUUUAAGGGUGAUAUGUA